UACUUUAUCAUCAACUCACUCGAAGUCAGUCACUCUCUUUCUCUACACAGCCAAAACAUACUCCUAAGAGUGACCAAAACACACACUCACCGAAGAAAAAGAAAGAUCUUAGAUCCGGAAGUAAUAGACCCUCUUCAAAAACCCUAGUUUCCUUGAAGGAAGAUCUGGGUGUGUAUUUUUACUUGUCUGGUAAAAGUACUUUUCUUGCUGGUCAAUAAGGUUGCAAGGUAACGUGAAUGGCAGUCACAGAUGCCCAAAACCCUCUCCUUGGAGAAACAACUUGUGGCACUUUACUGCAAAAGCUCCAGGAAAUCUGGGAUGAGGUUGGUGAAAGUGACGAGGAACGAGAUAAGAUGCUCAUUCAAAUAGAACAGGAGUGCUUGGAUGUGUAUAAGAAGAAAGUUGAGCAGAUUGCCAAGUCAAGGGCCCAGCUUCUUGAGGCCUUAUCAGAUGCCAGAAUUGAACUUGCACGUCUUCUAUCAGCCCUUGGAGAAAAAUGUUUUGCAGGAUUGCCUGAGAAGGCUUCAGGAACAAUCAAGGAACAACUUGCAGCUAUAGCACCAAUACUCGAACAGCUGUGGGAACAAAAAGCAGAGAGAGUAAAGGAGUUUUCUGAUGUACAGACACAGAUUCAAAAAAUAUGUGGUGAAAUUGCUGGGAACUUGAAUAUAAAUGGCAAUCCUACAGUUGAUGAUGCUGAUUUAUCCCUAAAGAAGUUAGAUGAAUAUCAUGCCCAACUUCAAGAGCUUCAAAAGGAAAAGAGUGAUAGGCUGCACAAGGUCCUUGAAUUUGUGAGCAGUGUGCAUGAUCUCUGUGCUGUCCUCGGGAUGGACUUUUUCAGUACUGUAACUGAUGUUCAUCCAAGCUUAAAUGACUCGACUGGCAUGCAAAGCAUUAGCAAUGAUACAUUAGCAAGGCUGGCUAAGACAGUCUUAGCAUUAAAAGAAGAAAAGAAGCAGAGGCUUCAUAAGCUUCAAGAGCUGGCAAAUCAGCUCAUGGACCUGUGGAAUCUGAUGGAUACUCCCAUGGAAGAAAGGAAAUUGUUUGACCAUGUUACCCGUAACAUGUUGGCUUCAGUUGAUGAAGUGACUGUUCCCAAAGCUCUGGCCCUGGAUCUAAUUGAGCAGGCUGAGGUUGAGGUUGAAAGGCUUGAUCUGCUAAAAGCCAGCAGGAUGAAAGAAAUUGCCUUUAAAAAGCAAGCAGAGCUUGAAGAGAUAUAUGCCCGUGCUCAUGUAGAGAUAGCCCCGGAUGUUGCUCGAGAAAAAAUUAUGGCACUAAUUGAUUCUGGAAAUGUUGAGCCUGCUGAAUUACUGGCUGACAUGGACAAUCAGAUAUCAAGAGCCAAAGAAGAAGCUCUAAGCAGAAAAGAAAUUUUGGAUAAGGUUGAGAAAUGGAUGUCAGCAUGCGAGGAAGAGAGUUGGCUAGAAGAUUAUAAUCGGGAUGAAAACAGGUACAAUGCCAGCAGAGGUGCACAUUUGAAUCUCAAGCGUGCAGAGAAAGCCCGGAUUCUGGUUAACAAAAUUCCAGCCUUGGUUGACACCUUGGUUGCUAAAACUCGGGCUUGGGAAGAAGAUCGAGGCAUACAGUUCGCAUAUGAUGGUGUUCCUCUCCUUGCCAUGCUAGAUGAAUAUGCCAUGCUCAGGCAGGAAAGAGAAGAAGAGAAACAACGGAUGAGGGAUCAGAAGAAGUUCCAUGAGCAGCAAAACACAGAACAAGAAUCCAGUUUUGGUUCCAGACCCAGUCCUGCCCGACAAGUUAGCACAAAGAAGGUGGUUGGUUCCCGUGCAAAUGGUGGCGCUAAUGGAACUCCCAGCAGGCGGCUAUCUCUAAAUGCUCAUCAAAAUGGGAGCAGGUCUACAACUAAAGAUGGAAGGAGGGACAAUAGGCUAUCCGGUCCUGUUGGUCCUGUUAACUAUGUUUCUAUAUCGAAAGAUGAUGCUGCCUCCCAUGUUUCUGGCACUGACACUGCUACUGCUUCACCGUGAUAAAAUAAGAGACAUGUAGGUUUACAUCCUUGAUAUAUUAUUGCUGUUACUUCUAGGAGCUUGUUGUAGUCUAAUAGAUGUGAAAACUGAGUAACUGGAGAGUAAACUGUUUUUAGUUGUGUAUCUUAAACUGGCAUCUUGAAGCUGUUCCAAUCCUUUAUGCUCAUAUCUUGGAACGAUUUUUCUGUUGUA
This is a messenger RNA of Populus trichocarpa (black cottonwood), 2177 nucleotides long. Its product is annotated as 65-kDa microtubule-associated protein 1. Gene Ontology annotation, molecular function: microtubule binding. NCBI's taxonomy places the organism in Eukaryota, Viridiplantae, Streptophyta, Magnoliopsida, Malpighiales, Salicaceae. Gene Ontology annotation, cellular component: cytoplasm; spindle. Bases 237 to 1985 code for a protein of 582 amino acids. The transcript has 11 exons. Gene Ontology annotation, biological process: cytokinesis by cell plate formation; microtubule cytoskeleton organization. The record is from RefSeq and is a predicted model, not a curated record.